Molecule: messenger RNA, 1009 nt
Organism: Fonticula alba
Lineage: Eukaryota; Rotosphaerida; Fonticulaceae
Product: ubiquitin-conjugating enzyme E2 I
Exons: 6
Coding region: 220-804 (194 amino acids)
Biological process (GO): protein sumoylation
Cellular component (GO): nucleus
Molecular function (GO): SUMO conjugating enzyme activity
Source: RefSeq, a predicted model, not a curated record
CCGGAACCUGCCUGGGCCGCCUGCGCCCAUGCGGCCUUCAUCCCUCUCCCGUCUCGGCGUGUGCACACACCAUCCGCCCUGCGCAUCUCCUCCCCCCUCUUCCUGCCUCUCCCGCUCUGCUGUCUUUCUAUCCUCCCUCCAGCUCUCUCUCUCUCUCUCUCGCAUCGCAAGUCCACCCACUGCCUGCUCGCCACCGGUUGCUUCACAUUCAUUGUCAUCAUGUCCCUCGCCAAGAACCGGCUGAUGGAGGAGCGUCGCUCGUGGCGUCGCGAUCACCCUUAUGGAUUCUUCGCGAGGCCGAUCACCAAGCCCGACAACUCCCUCGACCUGAUGAGAUGGCAAUGUGGCAUCCCGGGCAAGAAAAACACUCCCUGGGAGGGUGGCAUGUAUCGUCUGGUGAUGAUCUUCCCCAACGAGUACCCUGCGCGGCCUCCCAAGUGCCAAUUUUACCCGCCGCUUUAUCACCCGAACAUUUUCCCCACCGGCACGGUGUGUCUGUCUAUUCUGGGUGAUGGCUGGCGACCCGCCGUCACCGUCAAGCAGAUUCUCCUCGGGAUUCAGGAGCUCCUGGACAAUCCGAACCUCGAGAGUCCCGCCCAAAAGCCGGCCUAUGUGGCCUAUGUCAACAACAAGGAGGAGUACGACACCAAGGUUCGUCGCCAGGCGCGUGAUCUGAAGAACGACGACACCAAGACCUAUCCCCUGCCGGAGAUUGUCACUUCGGCCUAUGCCAACAUCACUCCGGCCUCGUCAGGCACCUCGACCUCCUCAUCGGAGGCCUCCACCAGUGGAUCCAGGUCGUGAGGCGUCCGGGUGGCUUGGCCGAGGGCCGUUCUCCCCUCUGCCUCUUCUCCACGCUUCCUGGUCCCCAGCAGCCCGCCUUUUCCGCUGUGCUUUCCUCUUGUCCCUUGACGCCUUUGGCCGUUUACCAUGUGUUCCCCUUUUUGCAUACUGUGUGUCUAUGUGUGCGCGGUUCGGAAGGCGAAAAAAAUAUAUCCCUUGUGCUUGC